Molecule: messenger RNA, 5412 nt
Organism: Leptopilina boulardi
Lineage: Eukaryota; Metazoa; Arthropoda; Insecta; Hymenoptera; Figitidae
Exons: 13
Coding region: 303-5114 (1603 amino acids)
Source: RefSeq, a predicted model, not a curated record
UUAUUAAUAUGUAUUAAUUAAAACUAAAAAAAUUGUAAUUUAUAUUAUUUUUAUAUUUAUUUAAAAUAACGAAAUUUUUUAACUAAAUUUUAAGUGAAAAAUAAAUUAGAAAUAUCGAGAAGCUAUUGUGAAGUGAAAAUUAGGUUUUAUAAUUAGGUUAUAAUUUUAUAAUUAAAGUGUUUUUUGGUAUUUGUUUUGUUUAACAAGAAAAAUAAAAAAUAAUUGGUGUGUAAAAUUGAAUUUUCAAAUCCAAAUGUGUUCGUCCAAGAGGAUUAAUAUACCUUCUAUUACGAUCCUCGAGAAUGAUGAGGUCAAUGAAAAGCGGGAAAUUUCGCAGCAGGAUAAGCGCAAUAAUUUUUAUAUUUUUGAUUUCUAUCGAGCCAUUACAUGGUCAGGGUUUUAUGUUUAACAAUCAACUGGCAAUUAUUGCAAACGAUUGUUAUACAAGAGUUGCAAUUGGUUCUCGAUUACCGGAAGCUAAUACCACUACUAUUCCGGCAACAACUGUUUCUGAUUGUGAAGAUGCCUGUUCAAAUAAUAGAACUGUAUGCAAAGCCAUCAGUUUUGGAAUUGGAGUGAGAGGAAACGCAACUUGCCUACUGGGUAACGAUGUUCCAAAUUCAAGUAUUCUACUAUCAGAUGAAGACUAUGAUGUCUAUGUCAGAACACAAAGAACACCAUUUUGCGAAGCUGAUCGCCUAUUCAGUCUUGGCAAUGGUGGAAAUAUGCAAAUGUCCAAUAUAACAACAACAACAGUAAUGCCGGGUAUAAAUUUUAUGAACAAUCCACUUCCAUCGCAACCCAGUGGAAUGUUUCAAUCGACAAGACCCAAUGGAUCAAGACGUACCGGAAGUACAAUUAAUCAAAAAUGGUUCCCCACUAAUGAUGACGAUUUUCGAUCUUACGACAUCGAACGAAAUAAAAAUCAAAAGGAUUCCCACGAUAAAACGCCGACUCAACAUCAUGACAAUAAUAAUUACAAUUUUCAUCAAUUUGACAAUUCAAAUGAAAAAGUACCAUCUUUUUUCGAUAAAUUCGAAUAUGGAUCAUUAUUUGGACACAAAACUGAUACAAUUGAAUCGACAAAAGGUCAAUCAGAAGAAAAUGGAUUUGGUAAUUUCUACAUUGGCAAAAAUCUUUAUCCAACUGAUUUGUCUGCAAAUUCAAAACCAGUUGUUCAUCAAACUUAUUUAACCAUCUCCGGAAGUACAAAAGCUGAAGGAAAUAAAGAUUUUGAUUUUGAUAAAUCGAUAUAUGCUGAUAUUCCAUUUGUCACAAAAUCUGAUGAGAAUCCAUUGACCAAAUCUUAUGGAUUUGUAAUUGAUCAUAAUUUGUAUAAUGAGGGUUAUUCUGGAACAAAUUCAAAAGGUUCUAGUCGUCGAACAGGUGUGGAUCUUAAACCAGUUUCUAUUUUUGAAUUGUAUGGUGUGGAUAAUGGAGGAAAAACAUGGAAUUCACGUAAUAUGAAUAAUAAUCAUAGAAACCGGGAACAUUCAACGAGUCCACAUAGAUUAAUUGAAAAUGACAGGUUCCGAAAGACUGCUCUUGCACCAGGCACUUCCGUUUCCAAAAAUACACCGGAACAAAGUUAUUCUCAUUAUAGCAGCUCAGGUGGCAAUGAUAGAACACGUGGAAAUAGUUUCCCUAAAACUUGUUAUCGAAAAAUACCAGGGAAAAAAGUUGCUGAAGUUCACAUAAGAAAUACAUUAGAAUGCGAGAGAUUGGAAGACUGUCGACAGGAGUGUGAAAUGCAAAAAACUGUUCUAUGUGAGGGUUUCAGUUAUAGACGAAUAAAUUCUGGAUCUCGAGGGAUUUGUGAAUUGGUAUCAAUGCCAUUUUCAAGAAUGGAUCUCAGCAAAGAUUUCACAACAGAUUCACAAUAUGAUUAUCAUGGAAGAGAUGCUUCUUGUUAUCGAAGAAUAACUGGUCACAGUUAUAAUAAUGAAAAUGAGUGGAGAUAUCCUGCAUCAAAGUCACCUUAUAGACCAUUGGGACUUACAGACGAGUCUUGGAGGACACGGCAAUUGGAUAGAGAAUUUUCUCCACGCUUCGGAGACCGGAUACCAGACGAUUUCUAUGGAAAGCCAAAAGAUUAUGAUCGACGUCCUGGAUAUGAAACACAUUAUGAUGAUGAUUCUCGUCAUAAUUUAAGACCUUAUGGUCAACAAAAUCAAAUAUUUUAUCGACGUGGCGGAGGUGGACGAAGAGGUCCAGAUUAUGGAGAUUAUGAAUAUCGAAAAUCAUAUCCCUCAAGAAUACACGACGAUGGACGAAAUUCUUUUAGAAUAAUGGACAUGGAUGAUUAUCCACAAUAUCCACCGAAAGUGAAUUAUUAUCCAAAAUAUCCACCUAUACGAGAUAGCCAUAGAUAUCCUGAUUCCAUGUCUGAUACAAAUCAAAUGGGACCACCGUUUAUAGUCGAUCAUCGAAAGGAUCCCAAUCACCAUUGGGGAUAUUCUGGUGGAACUUAUGGAAGUCAAUAUGGCUAUGAUACCAAUCAUGUAGCAAAUUACAAUCCUCCGAAAAUUGAUAAUAAUCAUCAUAAACAUCCACGACCAUUUAGCAAUAAUCACGUUUAUGGUCAAUUUUAUAACUAUGGUGGUGCUUUUGGUUACGGAGACAAUUAUAUUCCAAGGGAUAGAGACGUGACUUAUGGUGGAACCGGAUAUAUACGUGAUUGUUCCGUAAGAACCGGAGCUGGAUUUAAAAUUGAAAGGAGUCUUAUUCGUAGUACAUAUUUAGCUCAAAAUGUCGACGAUUGUGAAAAUUUGUGUCUUCAAGAAAAAACGAUAAUUUGCAAAACAUUUUCUUAUAGGUAUAAUGUAGAAUCUACAGAUCCGACGAAUAAUUGUCAUCUAAGUGGAAUUGCUUAUAAAGACCUAAAUUUUUAUGAUGACAUUGAACCAGAUCGAAAUUAUGAUAUCUAUGUAAUGUCAAAAGAUAGAAAAAAUUGUAUACCAGCUAAGCAAUCCUCACAACAGCCACCAGACGAAUGUUUUUGGAGAGUAAAGAGUGGUUUUGGAAUGCCAGAAGAUGUGAUAAAGGAUAAACUCACUGUUGCUGGUUUUGGAGAUUGUGAGGCAGAAUGUAUUAAAUCACAAGAGUUUACUUGUAGGAGCUUCGUAUUCAGACACAGUCAGGGAGAAUCUGAUGAUUCGAAAAAUUGUUUUUUGAGCAACUGGUCAACACAGGAAAUAAGUCCUGAAAAAUUGGUCGAUUUUGAUGGUGCCGAAUUAUAUGAAAGAGGUAGUUUUGGAAGAGGAUGCGAACCAUAUCCGUUAAAACCAACUUUACCACCCACGGACAGAGAAGUUCAAUACGAAGAAGAAGUGUGUUACAGUACCUUCCGAAGACCUUGUAGACUAUCUCCGUAUUCGAUAACAUUGUCAAUGCGUGUUGAUACUGAAUUAGAUUGUCGUAAAAGAUGUACAAAAAUGAGACACAGAGACGAUGUUCCUUGUUGGGCGUACAGUUACAAAAUCAGAGGAGAUAAAUCAGACAAUAAUUGCCUGCUGAGCGACAUUCCAAGCAGAGAUUUAAGACCAGGUGUAGAUUACGUCUAUGAUGACGAUCAUGUAUUAUUUGCAUGGAAGGAAUUAGAAUCAAGAUGUCAACAAAAAGAUGACUCAUAUCACAUCGUUGGACCAGCAUCAGAGCCAGGAAGACCACUUAAUUUUGCCGAUGUUACAAGACCAUCGGAUUACGAUGAUCGUCCUAAGCCACCUCCUGAUGGUGACAAUCCAGGAUAUCAUUAUCCUCCACCUGACAAAGGGAAACCAAGUUUUGAUUAUCCACCACCUGACAGUGACAAUCAAGGAUAUCAUUAUCCACCACCUAAUAAAGGAAAACCCAGUUUUGAUUAUCCUCCACCUGAUAAAGGAAAACCUGGAUUUGAUUAUCCACCAUCUGAUAAUGAUAGUCCAGGUUAUCAUUAUCCUCCUCCUGAUAAAGGAAAACCUGCAUUUUACUAUCCACCUCCUCCUAGUGAUCCUGAAUAUCAUUAUCCACCACCACCUCCUCUUCCCGAUAAAGGGAGACCGGGAUAUGAUUGUCCACCUCGUGAUAAUGAAAAUCCUAGAUAUUAUUAUCCACUUACUGAUAAAGGAAGACCGGGAUUUGAUUACAAACUUCUUCUUAGAAGACCAUCUCAAAUGGAAUAUGAUAGACCUGGUUCUGAUUAUCUACCUCAUGACAGUGGUAGACCUCCUUUACAUUUAUAUGGUAGACCUCCACCAGAUUUUCAACGUCCUGAUCCAAAUCGCCGACGACCUUAUUUCAAUGGUAAUAGAUAUCCACCACCCGAUGGUAAUCAUAUUCAUGAUGACUAUCCAGGAGUAAUACCACUUGAUUCUGAUAAAGGAAGUCUUGGUUCUCAUUAUAAUGGAGGAAUGUCUGAUGAUAAAAUGCAUUAUCCUGAUGGAGAUCAUGACAAUAGAUUAGGAGCAUUUAUUCCAAACGAUCAAACAAUAUUCCAACAUUAUACAGUGAAUGGAUAUCCAUGUAAACGAGGAACUAAAUGUGAAAGUAAUAAAAUUACUGGAUUCUGGUCUUGUGAAACGGAAGGAAGUGAAUUAGGUUCUUGGGACUACUGUUGUCAACCAAAGAGUCAUUGUGGCUAUUCAAAAGGCUUUGAUUAUCCUUGGUGUUACGUGGGACCAUCAGAAAAACAGUGGAGACCUUGUAGUGAAAAAUAUUUCCCUUAUCUACCGAGUUCGCGGCCAAUAAUUCAUCCACAACGAGGGCAUCAGGAAAUGGAACGUCGUAUCGAUGACGACGAUCUGGAUAAAAAUUUCCUAAGCAGACGUUGGCCCGUUGCUUAUCUACAUUGUGAACCACCACCAGGUGAAAAAAGUCCCGUGACGACAACAGAAAUUCAAAAAGUAACAAACAGUACAUCAAUAAGAAAUCGAAAAUGGAUUGCAAAAACAACUGAACCACCUGAAAAAGAAUUGAGAUUUAUUCAAGCCGUACCAUUAAUAGAUCCACCUGAGAAUAAUAAGGAAAUUGAAAAUACAAAUAAUAAUACACAAUUCAAUAAUUCCGAAUCAUUAUUGACAAGAUUUAGAACUGCAAAAGUUGAACGUAUUAAUAAUCCAUUCCAACAGAGCAAUUAAUCAAAAUUUUACAAUUUCUUGAUAUAAAAAUAGAAUAGUUUUUUUUAUCUAUUUUUUUUUCGUUAUUUUAAUAUCAACAGCAGAGAAUUUACGAUUUACAAAAUAAAAAAAAUAUAUAUAUAGAAUAUUUUAAUGUCAAAAAGAUAAUUUUGUAAUUUUUAAAAAUAAGCACUUUUCUAACAAAUAUUUGUAUAUAUACUUCUGUAAGAUUUUCCACGCCUGUUAUAUUUAAACUUACGAUUAUUAAGAACAGUAUUAAUGUUUAAUUAAUUUUACAUAUUCUAUAAAUAUAAAUAUA